GCAUGCCCACAACUCCGAUCAUGAUGAAUGUCAAUAUCCGCGGAAGUGAGCUGUACUAUGGCACUGAAUCACCGCCUCGAUGGCACACUCGGCAUCCACUCCACUCGCUUUCAAAUACUGUCUCGACAGCAUUUGAUCGUGCGCAUUCGUCUUCUGUAGGUGGGAAAUAAAGCUAUUUUUACAUCACAGCUGCUUCCGUGCACCUUUUUCAUGAUGCCGUGUCUACCCGGCGGAGAGAGCGUGCGCCGUUCCUCUUGGAACUCUUAGAGGAUGACGCGGCCGAAAAGCUCACUCAGCCUUGCCCCAAGCAAGGUGGGCGCCACACUUUGUCUCAGCACUUUGUCUCAGAGUCGUGUACGUGACCUUCGCAACUCUCAUUCUGCAAGCAGACUUUUACCUGUGAUCAUGGCUUGGCACUUGCAAUUUUCUCCGCGCAAUUUUUUGAUGUCGCAUGCAUUAUAUCUUGAAUGCACAGCCCCCUUUUGUGUGCACAGCAUUCUCAUACUCGCUGUGGCCUCCGGUGGGCUCGCCUGCAUUCUAUUACUGAAAUGCCAUCUCGCUUCCCGGUCCUUCCGCGGUGUCCCGCCUGUCGUCUCCAUGGCCUAAGGUAAUAAUUGUCAAGUAUACCUCCCUGAAGGUACGGGCGUGUCACCACGCAGGGGUUAUU
Laetiporus sulphureus 93-53 is the source of this 667-nucleotide messenger RNA. RefSeq lists its product as uncharacterized. The record is from RefSeq and is a predicted model, not a curated record. The transcript is spliced from 2 exons. The coding region runs from base 271 to 606 and encodes 111 amino acids. NCBI's taxonomy places the organism in Eukaryota, Fungi, Basidiomycota, Agaricomycetes, Polyporales, Laetiporaceae.